CUGUGAGGUGGGAAAGCGGGUUUCCCACAUUUGGUACUGGGAAAGUAGAAAGCUGUCUAAGGAAGGACAUCGUCGGAAAACUGCUUUUCACGCACAUUCCUUUCGCUAACAUCCGUUCCAGACGGUUCAACAAAGUAUUUCACGGAUUCAGUAUUCAGUUGGUUUAAGAUGGACCGUUGUGAGCAACAUGGACAAGCGAUACCACUGCGUCGCCUCAACACACGUGAAGAAAACCGGAGGCGACAACAUAUGCGACUUAUCUUUGAUAAGUACGAUACGGAUUCCGAUGGGUAUCUGAACGUAACCGAGAUGAAGCGCCUUAUAAAAGACAGAAAGUGCCCCGAUAUGCCAAAGGAUUUGGCGAUUCAUCUGCUAAAAGCGUCCGACACAAACAAUGAUGGGCGUUUGGAUUUUGCCGAAUUUUACAAGCUCAGCACAGAGCAUCCGAUCUUUCUGUUCGAAAUGUACCUCAAGUAUUGUAAAGCGGUAGUGCCCAAACGAAACGUGGCUGAAGAAGGGGACGUAAUAGAUGGCGAAUACGAACAAAGUAUGAAACUAUGGCCUCCGCCGCUAAUGAUGAUAAUUUUUUCCAUAUUGGAGGUAAUCUUCUUCGUCAUCGAUAUCGUAAAAACGCAAGAUCAUAAUGGCACUAGUACUAAUGGCCCGAUGGCGACCUUGUUUAUCUACAAUCCACACCUCAGACACGAGGCGUGGCGUUUCUUAACGUACAUGUUUGUGCAUAUCGGAUUCAUGCAUCUCGUAAUGAACUUGCUGGUGCAAAUCUUGCUAGGCGUUGCGCUAGAAUUGGUACACUGCUGGUGGCGUGUGGCACUGGUAUAUCUCGCAGGGGUCAUUGCUGGUUCCAUGGGUACCUCGAUAUUCACACCACGCGUGUUUCUCGCUGGGGCUUCCGGUGGCGUUUACGCGCUUAUCACGGCUCACAUUUCAACAAUUAUUAUGAACUGGAAACAAAUGGAAUAUGCCAUCGUUCAGCUAUUUGUGUUUUUGGUGUUUUGUGUUACCGAUUUGGGUGUCUCCAUAUACAACAGUAUUAACGAUCCGUUUGAUAAGGUGGGCUACAUUGCCCACGCCAGUGGCGCCGUAGCAGGGUUUCUUGUUGGAAUAGGAGUACUGCGCAAUCUUAAAGUAGAAUCCUGGGAGCGUAAGCUGUGGUGGUGUGCAGUAACGGUUUACUUCCUACUGAUGAUCGCCGGCAUCAUGUACCACUUUUUGGAUCCUUCCCACUUUUACUAGGCAGAUGAGAGAUCCUGCCCCAUGCUGCCAAUUAAUGUUUAUAAGCUUACAUUUCCAUUUAUGCUGCAGGUGAGUGUUGUGAUUGGCAGCGAAAAACACGUUAAAAAGCAUUGUACAAAGUGCAAGCAUUGCUCAUAAUACUGCUUAGGUGCCUUAGCUUUAGUGCCUAAAAAGCGAAACGAACGGAUCAUUUCGAAAAAAUUAAAAAAGACAAUCGUGCCUUUAUUCCUUUUUUGUUGGCUAGAAUUAUAAAGAGUUU
Anopheles moucheti is the source of this 1513-nucleotide messenger RNA. RefSeq names its product rhomboid-related protein 2 (gene rho-4). The coding region runs from base 169 to 1254 and encodes 361 amino acids. The record is from RefSeq and is a predicted model, not a curated record. Gene Ontology annotation, cellular component: membrane. The transcript has 6 exons. Gene Ontology annotation, molecular function: calcium ion binding; serine-type endopeptidase activity. NCBI's taxonomy places the organism in Eukaryota, Metazoa, Arthropoda, Insecta, Diptera, Culicidae.